AGAAAUCAAAAAACAAAAAACUAACCGGAUUAAGUACUAAUAAAAACGAGCCUACUAGGCCUUCUGAUGAAGAGGUUGAACGUUUGUUCUUAAAUAUGAUGAGGAAGCUAGAUUUGGGAAGUCUAUCUGAUAAAAUGCUGGCCAUGCCGGUCGAAAAUAAAUGGAAGCUGGUACAGACUAAUAUGAUAACAGAAACAGAAAGGAAAAUAAAUUCUGUUAAUUCGAAACCUGUUCAAAAUACAGUUGAUGAUCCCAAUACUCCAGAAUAUUAUCUUAAAAAAAUAAUGGAUGGAAGUAUAACUUGUAAACAGUUGAAUUCACUCAGUAUUUUUUUAAGGACACUGCCUAUAACGUGA
Messenger RNA from Racocetra persica, 356 nucleotides. The record is from the annotation of a GenBank genome assembly. Lineage: Eukaryota; Fungi; Glomeromycota; Glomeromycetes; Diversisporales; Gigasporaceae.